Ochotona princeps (American pika) is the source of this 954-nucleotide messenger RNA. RefSeq names its product olfactory receptor 52M1. Gene Ontology annotation, cellular component: membrane. Bases 1 to 954 code for a protein of 317 amino acids. Gene Ontology annotation, molecular function: G protein-coupled receptor activity; olfactory receptor activity. The transcript has a single exon. The record is from RefSeq and is a predicted model, not a curated record. Gene Ontology annotation, biological process: G protein-coupled receptor signaling pathway. Lineage: Eukaryota; Metazoa; Chordata; Mammalia; Lagomorpha; Ochotonidae.
AUGUUCACUUCCAAUAAUGCCUGCUUUGUACCUACCUCUCUCUGGCUCACUGGAAUCCCAGGGCUGGAGUCCCUGCACAUCUGGCUCUCUAUACCCAUUGCUUUCAUGUACCUGGCAGCUGUGGUGGGGAAUGUUACUGUCCUUGCAGUGGUGAAAAUGGAGCGCAGUCUGCAUCAGCCCAUGUACUUCUUCCUGUGCAUGUUAGCUGUCAUUGACUUGGUCCUCUCAACCUCUACCAUGCCCAAACUACUGACAAUAUUCUGGUUUGGUGCCCAUAACAUUGGCUUGGAUGCUUGCUUGGCCCAGAUGUUCUUUGUCCACUGCUUUGCCACUGUUGAGUCAGGCAUUUUCCUUGCCAUGGCUUUUGAUCGUUACGUGGCCAUUUGUGAGCCACUUCACCAUACCUCGAUACUCAAUCAUGCAGUGGUAGGUCAUUUGGGGCUGGCUGCUCUCCUCCGGGGAAUACUCUACAUUGGACCCCUACCUAUGCUGAUUCGCCUAAGACUCCACCGCUAUCGGACUCAAAUCAUUGGACAUUCCUAUUGUGAGCACAUGGCUAUAGUCUCCAUGGCAUGUGGUGACACUAGAGUCAACAACUUAUAUGGAAUGGGAAUUGGCUUCCUAGUGCUAAUCUUGGACUCAUUAGCUAUCACUGCCUCCUAUGUGUUAAUUUUUAGGGCUGUAGUGGGACUGACCACCCCUGAAGCUAGGCUUAAGACCUUAGGAACAUGUGGUUCUCAUGUUUGUGCUAUUCUCAUCUUCUAUAUACCUAUUGCUGUUUCCUCUCUCACCCACCGCUUUGGCCAUCACAUGCCUCCCCAUAUCCAUAUCCUCUUAGCCAAUUUUUACCUUCUCAUCCCACCCAUUCUUAACCCAGUUGUCUAUGCUGUCCGUACCAAGCAGAUCCGAAAGAGACUUCUCCAUAUUUUUAAGGUUAGUGUUCAACCUACUUGA